This is a messenger RNA of Chlamydomonas reinhardtii, 1945 nucleotides long. RefSeq lists its product as uncharacterized. NCBI's taxonomy places the organism in Eukaryota, Viridiplantae, Chlorophyta, Chlorophyceae, Chlamydomonadales, Chlamydomonadaceae. Bases 712 to 1242 code for a protein of 176 amino acids. The record is from RefSeq and is a predicted model, not a curated record. The transcript has 5 exons.
GUAGUGACCUACCGGGAGCUUCUGCUCUCUGACUAGUCGCUUCUAGCAAGUUUCGAUACCUGCUAUACUAUACGUGCUAUAAAGGAGCUAAGGAAUUUUAAACCGCAAAACCGCUUCGCUGGCGUCUUGACCCUUUCGGCGGGAUGUGUUUACGCGCUCCCAUGCUGUGCGCUGACAAAACACAGCAGUACGCAUUACAUAGACCAUGCAAUCGGCGCUGCCGACAGCGCGCUGGCUUCAGCCUUUGCCUGUGGCCGGCGUUGACUUGCGCUGGCGCCUUCGAGAGUGCGCUUGUUUGCGAACUACUCUCGCGCACAUAAACGGCUACGGUCAUUAAAGCGCCUAAACACCAGCUUCAAUUUCGAAUGGCUGACGCGGACGGAAUGGAAGCCGUACCUCCGAUUUGCCAAUCGUUCCGCGCUAUUUAGCCCUGUUGUCCCGCACUUGGCGGUAUUAUACCAAGCUUGGAUACCUUACUCUAAACACUCUACGCGCUAACUUAGCCUUCUGUCGUCGUCGACUUCCCCGGUCAACCGAAGCUUCCAUUCGAGGUGAGCAACGCGCUCGCUUUCACGCGGCGCGCAUACUCUGCUGGCUUGAGAUCUAGGUGUAGGAUGGUUUGCGCUCUCAUAGGAGUGCGAGCUCUGCAAGUGCCUGUCCGGCUCCCGCUCAUGACCUCGCUGUUGACUUUGGCCGUGCGAGCCUAGGGCAAUGUCGCAGUGCCCCACUCGCAUGGCGUCAUCCAUUGUGAUGGGCGUUACCGCCCUGGUUUUCUGCACUUGGGCUGUGUCGCUGGCGGGCCUUGCCUCUGUCCAGGACAAGUGUGAGUCCGGAUGGUCGGAUGCUCUUGGACUGGCCAUCAACGGCUACUCCACUGGCCUUGCCUGCUACUCCUUCUUCCGCUACUACUGGUUCAUCGUGAGCCUUGAGGUCUGCCUGAUCUUUGGUCUGGCCGGUGUCCUUGCUUCCGGCGCCUACGCCAAGUUCCGCAACUCCUUCCUGGGCCUGUUCUGCGUGGCAACCCUGCUGUACAUCCAGAUGAGCGACACCUCCCUGACCACCGACACCUUGACUGCUGACGCUGCCCAGAGCCAGCUCAAGAACCGCGUGCGCACCUGGAUCGCCGGCUCCAUCAUGACCGCCACCGUCAACUGCUUCCUGAUCAUCGCCCUGGGCAUGACUGAGUCAGACGCUGCCCCCGCGGCCCACCACGCUGCCGAGGAGAAGGCCAACGCCGUCUAAGACUCUCCCAUCUUGCUCGUGAAAAAUAAAUGGUCGGGUUGUUUCAGGCUGUGACCCGUGAGUACCCAGCUAGCUAUCUUGAUGGCGCUUGCCAUGUGAUCUCUUGAGUAUUGCUACUAAAGCUGUGACUCGGCCGCAUCCAGACGCGUACAUAGGAUACCGACUGACGCGCGUUAUGCUUGACUAGGACUGAGGGGAGUGCACCAGCUGUGAGGCUUGCCCUGGCUAUGAUCAUUCAUGUGUGGUAUUGAUAUGAAGAGCUUCAUGCUCUGACGCCGUGCGGAAAGCAUGUGUGGUGUGAGGCAUGUGCGGUGCCGCACAGACUUUGACUGCACAUAAGACUCCUGUCUUGCACCGGCACGUGGAAAGCAAAAGGGGUGCAAGGCAUGCCAUUGUUUAGGCUGCAAAUGAAGGGAGGAAUAAAUGCCACCUGUAAUGCCUGCAAGCGUGCACGAGCUGUGUCACUUCCAUGGACGGGCGGGAGGGCUCGCCAUCCACGGUCGAGUGGGCGAUUCAUUUAGGACAGGUGGGUUCACAGACAGGCGGAUUCAGAACCGUGUCCAGACCGUGUUGAGAAGCUCUCGGCGACUGGCGCGCGACAUGUAGGAGUUCAAAUUGCGUGGGUUUAGGCUGUGCAGGAAGGAUGGGUUAUGGGUGACCCUCGGAUGUGGGUCGAAGAGGGGUCCUGUAACCCGCCGCACGC